AUGAGUGUAAAAAAAACAGCUUUAGUUGUUGUAGCUUCAGGAUCAGAAGAUGUAGAAUACAUUACGGUGGUCGAUAUUCUAAGAAGAGCUAAUAUGGAUGUAACGACAGCAUCUGUAGAAGAGACAGAAAAAGUUUGUCUUCAAUCAAAAAAUAUCGUUAUGGCAGAUGUAACCAUUGCAGAAAUAUCAAACCUUACUUUUGAUGUAAUUGUAAUUCCAGGAGGUAUGAAAGGAUCUAAUGCUAUAGCGAAUUGUGAACCAUUUAUUAAAAUGUUAAAGGAACAAAAAAAUAGUAAUAGAUUAUAUGCAGCUAUAUGCGCAGCACCUCAAACUGUUUUAAAUAGACAUUCUUUAAUUGAUGAUGUUGAGGCAGUUGCUUAUCCAUCACUUGAUAAGGAUUUCAAAUAUGUUGGUAAUGGGAGAGUAUGUGUUUCUAAAAAUUGUAUUACAUCUGUAGGACCUGGAUCAGCUACUGAAUUUGCUCUUAAAAUAGUAGAAGUUUUAUUAGGUAGAGAUGUUGCACAAAAACUUGCAAAAGAUUUUAUUUUGCAUCCAUCUAUUAUUUUUUAA
Molecule: messenger RNA, 570 nt
Organism: Plasmodium gallinaceum
Lineage: Eukaryota; Apicomplexa; Aconoidasida; Haemosporida; Plasmodiidae
Gene: DJ1
Product: protein DJ-1, putative
Exons: 3
Coding region: 1-570 (189 amino acids)
Biological process (GO): guanine deglycation, glyoxal removal; protein deglycation, glyoxal removal
Cellular component (GO): nucleus; cytosol
Molecular function (GO): protein deglycase activity
Source: RefSeq, a predicted model, not a curated record